This is a messenger RNA of Malania oleifera, 2174 nucleotides long. Its product is annotated as synaptotagmin-2. Lineage: Eukaryota; Viridiplantae; Streptophyta; Magnoliopsida; Santalales; Ximeniaceae. Gene Ontology annotation, molecular function: lipid binding. The transcript has 12 exons. The coding region runs from base 341 to 1960 and encodes 539 amino acids. The record is from RefSeq and is a predicted model, not a curated record. Gene Ontology annotation, cellular component: endoplasmic reticulum.
CCCUUUUCGGGUUGUUGAACGCUUGAACGGUGGAUUGCCCACAAAUAAAUGCUCCCUUUAUUGUUCACUGAUCAGCUUGCUGAGCCUGUUCACAAGCCCUCUUCUUCUCUCUCUCUCUCUCUCUCUCUCUCAGCAAUGGCGAUUUCAUGAGUGUAGUUCCCUUCUUUCUUUCUUCCUUUUUUGUUUAUACCGGACGAGUUUCUGUUGUGGGAAAUUCAAAAUUUCAGCAUUUUUUCUCUUUAGUUUGAGUUUUUGUUUUGGGUUUUUUUUCGUUGAACGAGAUAUUUUGUGGGGGCAGUGAAUUGGGAAGUUGGGGGGGAGAUCUGGAAGGAGAUUGGAAAUGGGUAUCAUCAGUACUGUAAUGGGUUUCUGGGGAUUUGGAGUAGGAACUUCGAUUGGGAUUGUUAUUGGGUACUAUCUCUUCAUCUACUUCCAACCCACCGAUGUCAAGGAUCCUGUGAUUCGCCCUUUGGUUGAACAAGACUUGAAAACUUUGCAGCGAUUGCUUCCUGAGAUACCUCUAUGGGUCAAAAAUCCAGAUUUUGAUCGUGUUGACUGGCUUAACAAAUUUAUAGAAAUUAUGUGGCCCUAUCUGGACAAGGCUAUAUGCAAGACUGUGAAGAAUAUAGCAAAGCCCAUUAUUGCGGAACAGAUUCCAAAAUACAAAAUUGAGUCAGUUGACUUUGAAGCGCUUACCCUGGGCUCUCUGCCACCAACGUUUCAAGGUAUGAAAGUUUAUGUGACCGAUGAGAAGGAGCUGAUUAUGGAACCAACCUUGAGGUGGGCAGGGAAUCCUAAUGUCACUAUUGGGGUUAAAGCAUUUGGGUUGAAGGCCACUGUUCAGGUGAUUGACCUGCAAGUUUUUGCUGCUCCUCGUAUCACCCUAAAGCCCUUGGUUCCAAGCUUUCCUUGUUUCGCCAACAUAUAUGUUUCUCUCAUGGAGAAGCCACAUGUUGACUUUGGACUAAAACUACUUGGGGCAGAUGCUAUGUCCAUUCCUGGCCUGUAUAGGUUCGUCCAGGAGCUUAUCAAAGAUCAGGUUGCAAAUAUGUAUCUAUGGCCCAAAAGGCUGGAAGUUCCAAUAAUGGAUCCUGCAAAAGCCAUGAGGAAACCAGUUGGGAUUCUCAAUGUGAAUGUUCAGAGAGCAAUAAAGCUAAAAAAGAAAGAUCUGCUUGGGGCAUCAGAUCCUUACGUGAAACUAAAACUUACAGAGGACAAGCUUCCAUCAAAGAAAACGACUGUGAAGCACAAAAAUUUGAAUCCUGAAUGGAAUGAGGAAUUUCAUAUGGUUGUUAAAGACCCAAAAUCUCAGGCCUUAGAGGUUAUUGUAUAUGACUGGGAACAGGUUGGUAAACAUGAAAAGAUGGGCGUGAAUGUCCUUCCAUUGAAUGGACUUGAACCUGAUGAGGCAAAAGUUGUUACUCUUGACCUGCUAAAGAACAUGGACCCAAAUGAUGCUCAAAAUGAGAAGUCCCGUGGGCAGCUUGUUGUGGAAGUGACGUACAAACCAUUCAAGGAUGAUGAAACGCAAAAUUACUUUGAAGAUGCAAAUGCCGUGCAGAAGGCCCCUGAAGGAACACCUGCAGGUGGUGGUUUGCUUGUAGUCAUCAUCCAUGAAGGUCAAGAUCUUGAAGGAAAGCACCAUACAAAUCCAUUUGUGCGCCUGCUUUUUAGGGGGGAGGAGAAAAAGACAAAGUAUGUAAAGAAAAACAGAGAUCCAAGAUGGGACGAGGAGUUUCAGUUUAUGCUAGAGGAGGCCCCCACUAAUGAUAGAAUUCACGUGGAAGUUGUUAGUGCCUCAAGUAGGAUGGGUUUACUACAUCCAAAGGAACUUCUGGGUUAUGUUGAUAUAAACCUAUCGGACGUUGUCAGCAACAAACGUAUUAACGAGAAGUACCAUCUCAUAGAUUCGAGGAAUGGACGGAUUCAAAUCGAACUUCAGUGGAGAACUUCAUCUUGACAGUAUCCCAUUUUGUUCUUGUAGCCAUUGUAGUUGAAUUCCUGUAAAUCUAUUCCUAUGCAGAGCAGUUAUCUGUUUCAGUUCUUAAAUGUUCUGUAAUUAGACUUUGGUUUGUGCAAACUCUUUAACUCCCUUAGACAGAUAACUUCUAAUAUGCUAGCGUGUCUUGGUUCAUUUUUAGGAUAUUAGAAAUAAAUGCUUCAGUUUGAAAUAA